Messenger RNA from Phaethon lepturus (White-tailed tropicbird), 1388 nucleotides. Its product is annotated as PAS domain-containing serine/threonine-protein kinase-like. The transcript is spliced from 8 exons. The annotation marks the transcript as partial. Gene Ontology annotation, biological process: regulation of DNA-templated transcription. Lineage: Eukaryota; Metazoa; Chordata; Aves; Phaethontiformes; Phaethontidae. The record is from RefSeq and is a predicted model, not a curated record.
AUGGCAGCCAAGGCUUAUAGCCCCUCUGAAGGGGGCCUUCUGCUUUCGUCAGUAGGCCUAGCCCCUGCUCACUUAAAUGACUCUGAUAAACUAAGUAGAUCCUACCCCUGGGCCAGCAAGAGCAGGAAAAGUCAACUCUCUGAACUCUGCCGGCUUAGAGCAUCUCUGUCUGGGGAGAAAUGGAGCUCCUACUGUUUGUCUUCGCUGGCAGCUCGUAACAUUUGUACCGGCAAAAUUGGUAACUCGUGGGCUCAGUGGGGUUCUGCCUCCCUCUCCAGUUCCAUUGAAAGUUCUGCUUCUUGCUCCUUUUUGCAUGCCCUCACUGUGGAGAAAUCCAGCCAGCACCUCCCCACUGCUGCACGCAAUCCAAGCAAAGCUAUCUUCACCGUGGAUGUCAACACAACAGAGAUCCUAGUGGCUAAUGACAAAGCCUGCAAGCUGCUUGGGUGCAGUAGUCAGGAACUCAUUGGUCAAAAGCUGUCCCGCUUUAUAUCCAAAUCCAGCCAAGAGGUAUGGGAAGCUGUGGGUGAGGAGUACAUAGAAACUGAUGAACGUUCGUCGGUGAUUUCAGGAACUGUGGUGGAUGUUAUAGGCCGUCUCAAAGAGAAGAUCCCUGUCUCGGUCUGGCUGAGACGAAUAAGAAGCAAGGACAACCAGUGUUGUGUGGUUGUGCUGGAACCAGUGGAAAGACUUACAGCAUCUGUUUCCUUCAGGGUUGACGGAGAGAUUACAUCAUGUGACCUCCUUUUUGCCCAUCUCCAUGGCUACCCAACAUUGGAAGAAGUAGUUGGGCUUCACAUAAAGGACCUGAUUCCUUCUGUGCAGAUCCCUCCUCUAGGCAAAAAAAUCCCAAAGAACCUCAGGAUCCAGCAAGCUGUAGGCCGAUCCAGAGAGGGUAACAUGUUUCCUCUCAGCUUAAAUCUGCAAGUAAGCCUUCUGGAGGAGGACCAAGCGGCAGUGCAGAAAGACGGUGUUCUGCAGACAGAAAAAGAAGGCUCUUUCACAGGCUAUCAUUACUCUGCUACAGUCGUGGUUUUUUCCACCAUCAGUGGUCUUAUUACUCUCCAGUCAGAUGGAACCAUCUGUGCAAUCAAGGAUAGUUUUGCUUUAAUGCUCUUUGGCUAUGAGAAGAAAGAACUGUUGGGAAAGAACAUUACGUUCCUGAUCCCUGGUUUCUAUAGCAACAUGGAGAGAAGCAGUGACUGUUCUUUGCCAUUACCUCCUCUUGACGACUCCAUGGGGACAGAGAGCGAGUGCAUCUUUGAAGAUGUUACUGCCUGCCAUACAACUGUCUCUGGCUGCUGUAACAAAGAAAUGCACAUCUGGAUUGAAACCAAUGCACACUACUGGAACAAAGAAGAGUUAGUAGAUGUUGUGCGAUUUCAUAA